AUGGCUCUGAGGAGCCUGGCCCGCUUCGCGCUGUCCCGGCGCGUCGCCGAUGCUUGCUUCCAGCAGGCGACCAAGCUCCAGGUGGCAGUGCAGGGUCCACCGGCGCUCACGUCCCUGCUCUGGCGACGCACCGCAUCCUCCCUGCUGCAGGAAGCAUCUGCUUCCACCUCCACCCCCGCCUUCGGCACAGAGGCCGAUCUGGUCGUUCCCCUGCUGAACCAGCGCGGGCGCCAGGUGGGCACCUACACCCUAGGCGGCGACGUGUUCAACACCGAGGUCCGCCGAGACAUCCUGCACCGCGUCGUGCGCUGGCAGCUCGCUGCACGGCAGCAGGGCACACACAAGACCAAGACGAGGACGGAGGUGCGGGGCGGCGGGCGGAAGCCCCGGCCCCAGAAGGGCGGCGGCGUUUCCCGCCAGGGUUCGAUCCGCGCGCCACAGUGGCGAGGCGGCGGCGUCGCGCAUGGCCCUGUCACACGAAGUCACGCCAUCAAGCUGCUCAAACGCAUCAGGCGGCUGGGCCUCUGCUCCGCCCUGUCGGCCAAGGCGCGAGAAGGGCGAUUGCUGGUGGUGGACACCCUGCGGCUUCCGCAGCCAAAGACGGGCCUGCUGGCCGGCGCGCCUCGCCGCAGCGUGCUCCUCAGCGAUCUGAGCGCAGAGGGCCCUGAUGGGGGCGAGGGUCUGCGCCGGGCCUGCGCCAACCUCCCCUGGGUGGACCUGCUGCCCAGCAUAGGGUUGAAUGUCUACUCCAUCCUGCGCAGGGACUACCUGGUGCUGACGUGCCAGUCGGUAGAGGCGGUGCAGGAGCGGUUGAGGAAGCCCAUCCGCCCGCAGCGGUCCACCGCCUGA
This is a messenger RNA of Auxenochlorella protothecoides, 849 nucleotides long. RefSeq names its product 50S ribosomal protein L4. Lineage: Eukaryota; Viridiplantae; Chlorophyta; Trebouxiophyceae; Chlorellales; Chlorellaceae. Bases 1 to 849 code for a protein of 282 amino acids. Gene Ontology annotation, molecular function: structural constituent of ribosome. Gene Ontology annotation, cellular component: ribosome. Gene Ontology annotation, biological process: translation. The record is from RefSeq and is a predicted model, not a curated record. The transcript is spliced from 5 exons.